AUGACGAACGUUGAUAUUGAAGAGCAAGAUUCAUGCACGCCAGAGACCUCUGCAAAGUCUAAACUUACAGGACAAUAUCCUGUUGAAGAUGACGUAAAGAAAAGGAAGGACAGGGAAGAGAUUAAUGAUGAUAACUUGCCUAGGAAAGUGCCAAAGAAGGUAUAUCGGCCUAAAGUGUUUUCUCAAAUAACUAACAGAACAAACAAAUCUCAUGCCAAAGGCAGAACUCCCAAACCUUCAACUCCAAAACAGAGAACAAGUUAUGUAAGGACGAGACAGUUAUUCACUGAAGGCUCAUCUGUUUCUAAUAAUGAAUUAGGCAUUGAAUACAAUUCACUGCAAAGUUAUCAGACUCUGUCAUAUUUGUCUGGUUCAUGUCUAUUACAAAGUAGACAAAUUGGACCAAAUUUUCCACUCUUGUUCAAGAAAAAGAGAGCGGCUAGACAAAAAGCAUGUUUAAAAAAAUUCUUGAUCCCUUUUCAGAAAGGAACGAGAUCAAAGAGUUUCGUUAGGAGGAGAAGAGAUUGGGUAGAUUUCAGCGUAGAAGGUAGCACCUUCAAGAGUAAAAAGUUGAUAACUAGAAUCAGGAAAGUUCGUAUUUAUAUGAAAAAAGGUGGUAGAAACACUGAAAAGCUCUUUCAAUUGGUUCCUUACAAAAGGUCAAUGGAUGUUUUACUUGACGAAGAGACGUUAAGGGUUUGGAACUUGCUAAAGGAGGAAAAAGGACACGAAGAGCAUGAUCAGACGAAGAAACAAUAUUGGGACUUCAUCAGAAAAUUAUUUCAAUUGAAGGUUGAAUCAUUCAUAGAACACAUGCAUGUCAUUCAAGGUGAUAGACGUUUUUUACCAUGGAAAGGUUCAGUUUUAGAUUCUGUAAUUGGAGUCUUCUUAACUCAAAAUGUUGCUGACUAUUUGUCAAGCAAUGCGUACAUGACACUUGCUUCAAAGUUUCCUGUGAAAAAUUAUGAACCAAAUGGGAUUACGAACAACGUUGAUUGUAAUACGAAGCGUGAGGAGGGAGUGAAAGAAAAGAAAGUUGAAGAGAAGGAAGAAGAAAAAGUUGAGAAGGUAAGUGAAAAGGUAGAUUUUGUUGAUGGUGAGAAAAAAUCAAAUGAGAAGAAAAGUAAAAAUAAAGAGGAAAAGGAGAAGUUGAUGGAGGAAAAACGCGAGUAUUGGAACACACUAAGAAAAAUACACACAAAAGAGUAUCGCGAAUCUGAUGAAAUGGAUUCUGUGGAUUGGGAAGCAGUUCGUCGCGCAAAAGCUAAGGAAGUUGCUGCAACUAUUUCUGCUCGAGGCCAACACAAUAUCAUUGGAGGAAGAAUUCAGCAUUUACUAAAUAACUUGAUGCACUCCAAUGGAAGCCUGGACUUAGAAUGGCUAAGACAUGCUCCACCAAAGGAAGUCAAGGAAUAUUUAUUGACAAUACAUGGAUUGGGAUUGAAGAGUGUCGAGUGCAUUCGACUUUUAACUCUAUGUCAUAGUGCUUUUCCCGUGGAUAUAAAUGUUGCAAGAAUUGUUGUGCGUUUGGGAUGGGUUCCCAUUCAACCAUUGCCCGAAUCAAUUCAAAUACAUAAUUUAGAAAUGUUUCCUGAUUCCAAUAAAAUUCAACAAUACCUUUGGCCACGGUUAUGCACUCUCGAUCCGCGUCAAUUGUAUUAUCCAUCAUCUUAA
Sphenostylis stenocarpa is the source of this 1674-nucleotide messenger RNA. The record is from the annotation of a GenBank genome assembly. Lineage: Eukaryota; Viridiplantae; Streptophyta; Magnoliopsida; Fabales; Fabaceae.